AUGGACCGGAAAAAACAGCUUAGAGUUUUGGAAUUGGAUCCGGAUCUGCGUUUUGUGAGGGGACAAGCGUCGCAACAGUCAAGCGCCGCAGCAACCGCUGGAUCUCCAGCUACGUCGCGCUCGAACAAAUUGCUGAUGGAAAUGCAAGAACAGCAGGAAUCGACCGCUCCCGCAACGCCGCUCACACAUUUUCUGUACAGAGAGGAGGAGAAAGUGCCGAUGUUCCUCGUCAAAAUGUGGAAUAUCCUCGAGGACCCGAAAUUUCAAAAUAUUAUUCGAUGGGACAAGGUUAUUUCCUACGAGAUUUUCUAUACUUAUUUGUUUCGGGCAGCACAGAUGACGUUAAAUAACUCUUUGUAG
Molecule: messenger RNA, 360 nt
Organism: Gongylonema pulchrum
Lineage: Eukaryota; Metazoa; Nematoda; Chromadorea; Rhabditida; Gongylonematidae
Source: the annotation of a GenBank genome assembly